AUGACUGCCUCAGGUCUGCUGCCCAAGAGUUCACCUGAAAACACCACUACUGCACCAUCAAAUUGCUCACCUACCGAGUUCAGCUGCCUAUCCGUCACCCACUGCAUACCAGCAGGCCAACAAUGUGACUUCCUCAGACAGUGUCCUGACGGUUCGGACGAAAGUCACUGCGGCGCCUGUGAUUUUUCGGUGGACAUGUGUGGCCUAGAGGCCACACGCGCACAGAGCCAGCCCCGAUGGACACGUUUAUCCACCGUUCUGGUUUCACACAAUGAAGCACGCUUUCCCUCCUUCCCUCGAGAAGACAGCAGCCAUGACGAGCGCGGCUUCUACGCUGCCUUCCUCAGGACAGAUGCCGUGCACCUUUCUGUGGACGUUGUGGAAACACUGAGAGAUAAAGACAAUACAGAGACUGUCAGAAGAAGGGUGCUACGUGUUCGGGAUGACUUGGACCAAGUUACUUGGAAGAUGCAGGCAGUGAACGUCGGAAACCGACGUCCCGGUGCCAGAUUCUACUUUUCUGCUGCUGAAAACGUCAGUAUCGACGACAUCGAGUACCACCACUGUCACCCUGAGGAUACAACAGAUGAAAGUGUUAAUUGUACUUUUGAAACGAAGAACGGGUGCGGCUGGUACCAAGAGAAUAUAGCAGACUCCGGUGAAUGGGAGGUUCUUUCUGGCAAGCCUUUGUCUGCCAUACCUGACCACACGACAGGACAUGUUACCUGCAACUUUGAAGAAGGGCCAUGCGACUGGGCAUUGGAUGGCUGGGUGGUGGACACAGGUUACAGUUUCAAGGUCGUUCCAAAUGAUCACACUACUGGCACAAGUACAGGCAACUUCGCAAGGCUUGAUAAGCCGAGUGGCCACCUAGUCAGUGCAGACCACGACUUGAGUUUGGCGGAGCGGCGAUGCUUUCGUUUUUGGCAUUUCUUCACGGGGCAACGCGAAAUGGCUCUCAGUGUAUAUCAGCACGUUGCCACCCCAGAAGAAUCUCCAGAGCUCGUGUGGAGCAUCAACGGAGAAGACCGACUUCCGAGACAGUGGUUAUCCGGAUCAGUGAACAUAGCUGUCAACACUACGGCAUCCGUGCGGCUCGAGUUGGUGGGUAAGAACCCACCGAGAAACGACAGUGCGCUGGCCGUCGACGACUUGCUGUUUUCCGGUUGGGAGUGUCCGAGACCUGGCAGCUGUACCUUCGAGGACGACCUUUGCAACUGGAGGAACGUUGGUGGUCCUAAAAACCUCACGUGGGAACGGUGGUCGGGCCCAACACCUGACCGCAGUGGCCCAACGGCAGACCACACUGUCGGCUCAAGACAUGGUUAUUUUUUAUUACUGGAUGCCGAAUCUGCCAAAAAGAAUCGGUUGGGCGUCCUUGAAAGUGAGCUACUUCACUACUCACCAAAGAGCUGCCUCCAGUUUUACUACUACGUGGAUCCAGAAGGCACCCAAGCAGACCUUUCGGUGCAAUACGCGUGGCGUGGAAGAGCAUUCAGACACGUUCCAGUGUUGGCCAAAGAAAUAUUCGAAGGAUGGCAACUUUUUCGAAGUGUUCAAAGUGACUUGCCUGUCACCUACAAUAUCCAGAUUAUCGGUUACCCGGGAAGUGAUGACGCAUCCGACAUAGCCAUUGACGACAUCGAAGUGUUCGACGGCGAGUGCAUCGAAAGUUUUCCACAGCUCGACGCUUCAAAACCUCGAAACUCGACCCCGUGGGAUUGCGACUUCGACUUCGAUUUUUGUUCUUGGAACCAAUCGGAUGUCACGUGGCUCAUCCGGUCUGGUCGAACAGCUAUAUUGAAUGGUGACGGCCCACACGUGGAUUCGAAGCUCCGUUCACCAGAAGGGAAGUACGCUUACUUCUCGCUGAAGUCUUCGUCACCCAACAACUUUCUCGUCAGCGCGCCACUACAGUCUUCUAGUCGGGAUUAUUGUGUCGAGUUCUGGUACUUCUUCUACAGCCUGUCUCCGGUGCAGUUGCUCAUGGGUUUAACGAAUAGUGUGGAAGCCGCUGGGAAGCAUCUGGCUGUGCACGUGCAGCAGCAGCCACAGCAGGACCUUGUUUUGGCAGAAAUUGCUCUUGACCAGAUGCGUGUGGCUCCAAGUGGGACGUGUAGACAUCCAGCUGGAUCCCUGUGCGACUUCGAAGGAGAUGGUUUCUGCGGCUUCAAAGUGGACAGCACUGGAGGAGGGCAGUGGCGAAUGGCCACGGGGAACAAGCAGUACAGUGAUCACACGUUCGGAGGUUCUCACGGUGGCCACUUCCUACUCCUGCACCUGAACGAACAGAAGCCGAAACAAAGGCCUCCUUACAUCACCAGCCUGGUGCUUCCCGAGCAGUCGCCGACGAAUGCGCGGUGUCUUACCCUGUGGUACUUCAUAGAUGGCACUGGUGUUGGACACCUGAACGUUUCGGUACGAGCACCGGGAAGCACAGCGUCUGACUUGCAGAACAUGCUGUUCGGAGUCCCGUCAGCCGGCUGGCGAUAUGGAAGCGCCACUGUGAUGUCGGCUUCAUGGCACGAGGUGCUCUUGACGGCCGAGGUGGAGCACGGUGGUUCGGUAGCGGUGGGGCUCGACGACAUAUCGCUUAGGGAAGGACAAUGUCCCGAGAUAGGGUACUGUGACUUCGAAGGGCCGGACUUGUGCGGGUGGGAAAACGCUGACUCCGACGUGCAAAGAAUGUGGGUGCGAAAUCGAGGCUCCGCACCAAAUUCGUCUACCGGGCCUCUGGCCGACCACACUCUGGGAACUCGUGACGGAACGUAUGUGUAUUUGGACGGCAGAACCAAAAGGGCAGAGGAAACGUACAACGGCCUAUUGAAAUCUCAAAGCUGGAUUGGAGGCAGCCCUUAUUGCUUUUCUCUGUGGCUCCAUAUGGGUGUCACCGACGUUGGCUCUAGUAGCAGUGCACUACGUGUGAUCGUUGUCUACGUCAACGAGUAUGGAAAAGAAAAACGGGAACCCAUUAUUGUGGUCACGGGAAAACAAGAGAAGCAAUGGGAACAAAAGAAAGUUACAAUCGACCUUGUUAGUAGCCCUUUCAUGGAGUUUAGAGUGCUCAUUGCUGGUAAAACUGGUGAAUCCGAAGGAGGAGAAAUCGCGAUAGAUGACAUCAGUAUCAGCCAUGGUGCUUGUCAUGAAAGCUUGGAAAUGCAGUUCCACUGCCAUGAUGGUAUUACUGUCGUGAAUGUUUCUCAAGUGUGCGAUUUUAAAGAGGACUGCCCGAUAAACGGCGAUGACGAGCAGUUGUGUGGACAGUGUGACUUCGAUGCAGACACUUGUGGUUGGUUUGGUGAGGAUGGGGCCGCUGGUUGGAACUGGACGAUAGCCAAAGACACUGAGGCCAAUUCACCACUACCACGAAAGGAUAAAAGCAAAGGGGAUGCACAUGGUGGUUAUGUUUACACGGCAGGGCGCAGGCACCUUACCGAGUCAGGAGACCUCUUACGCAGUCCUAAUAAUACAUACCGGCUAAAGCGAUCUGGAAAAGACUGCACCCUACUCUUUUGGUACUUCACCUCGGGGCGUUUCAUUAAGCUAGCUGUGCGUAAGCACAUUCUUGACCACGAUAUCACACUGUGGCUUCUAGAAAAAGCAGGAGAAAAUGUGUGGGUGGAAGGUCAGGCUACGAUUGGGCGCAGCCAAACGGAAUUCACCCUGUCCUUUGAGGCUGGGUCUUCGAUGACAUCGUCGGCGACGUUUGCUGCUCUCGAUGCGAUUAGCUUUGAAAACUGUGCCUUGCCCACCCCUUCUCUUGAAAAAUGCAAUAGAUCGCAUGAAUUUAUGUGUCAUAAAAGUAGUGUUUGUAUUACAAGAAGUCAACUGUGUGAUCAUGUCGAUGACUGUGGCGAUGGCUGGGAUGAAGCUUCUGAUAUUUGCCAGAAUUACGCAACUUGCACAUACGAGCCAGGAGCCGAUCCCUGUUUUUGGUGGUCGGUGAGAAUAGACGCCAAGUCACAGGCCGUUCUUACAUGGAAGAUCAACACAGUGCCGUAUCUAAAAUUUGAUCAAAAUACAGGGCCGCACAGCGAUCACACAAUGGGUGGUCUAGGAGCUGGACGCGUGCUUUUACUUAAAGCUACAGAACGGAGCCAUUUUAAUGGUACGGCUCUUUACAGAAGUCCUAAUUAUGUUGCGAACCAUGGCGGCUGCUCAGUGACGUUUCACUACUUUGCUCACGGCAAGGAUGUUGGUGGAAUUGUUCUUUUUGCACAAUACCAGAACUACACAGAAAAGUCACAGUGGGAAAGUCUCUACGUGGUCGAGGGGCCAAGGGGCCAAAGUUGGAUUCGAGCUUCAGCUGUUGUUUAUAGUGACAAACCGUUCUGCUUUGUUCUCGAGGGAUCACUAGGUGCUGGAUACGCAUCUGAUAUAGCAAUAGAUGACAUUUCUUUAAGCCCUGGCUGCUUGUUGUACAAUGACACGCUUCCGAAUCCACCUCCACCACCGAUUCCCAAAUGCAGAUUGUCUCAGUUUGAGUGUAGGGAUGGUGGGUGCAUCCCAAGCCAGCAAGUGUGCGACUUCGAGCAAGAUUGCCUGGAUGGCUCAGAUGAGGAAAUGUGUGGACCAUGCAAUUUCGAGAAUGGUACUUGUGGAUGGAUUGAUCAAAGCAGAGGGGCUAAUGUUUGGCAAAUCAUGCAAGCCAAAGAUCUAGUUGAACCUGAGACGGACCACUCUACGCUUAGCGAAGAAGGUCACUUGGUGGCUUUAAAGACGCAAAGAAGCUCUUCCCAUGUGGCUCUGCUGCUUAGCCCAGUGCUUCCACCUUCUUCAUCUCGUUGCUUAAUGAGCUUUUGGUACUUCUACAAAGACAACCUGGCUGCUACUAAACUUACUAGUGCGAAAGACGGUGCUGCGAACAGUGAACUCUUAUUGAACUUGACUGAUGGACUGACUUGGACAAAGCAAGAGGUCCUAGUGCUGACAGGCGAAGAAGACCAGAGGAGCUUUCAAAUAAUUGUAAAGACAAACAUGAAAGCUAAUCACUCUAUCAUAUCAGGAAUUGCCAUAGAUGAGGUGGAAUUGUUUUACGGAAGCUGCAAAGAAGCUGAAAGACCUCCGAAACUUCACCCUCACUACCCUGUUCACCCUCUUGACUGUGACUUUGAAGAAGACGACUGUGCGUGGAGGAACAGUGGUGCAAGCGGUGCGAGUGUGUGGUUGCGUAAGCUUGGCAAUGAUCACGGUCAUCUCCAACCUUCAUUGCCAGAAACUGACCAUACGACACAUUCUGUUUACGGAAGCUUUGCCUACGUGGACUUCGUGUCUAAUGUAACCUUUGAAAAAUUGUCAGAAGAUAAUGCUAUACUGCAGAGCGAAUUUCCACUUCACGUUGGGACCGAAGGCGCUUGCCUUAAGUUCUUUUUCUUCGCCUUCGGAGAAACUUUCGUGCCGUUGAUCCUUCGUGAAAAAGAUGCGGUAACGCAGGCUUCUCGUGUCGCAUGGGCUAACGUUGCUUCAAAAGGACCCCAGUGGAACUAUGCACACGUGCGUUUCGAUGGUGACAGUGCUGUGUACUUGAGCUUUGAAUCCUCAAAGACGCAAGGUGGUUAUACAGCUCUUGAUGACAUCGCAGUGAACGUCGGUUCUUGCCCGAUGCCGCCACUAUGCGACUUUGAGGCGGACGACUGUGGCUGGCGUGCCAGGAAUGGCAGUGCACAGCUUCAGUGGGAGAGACUUGCAGCUGAAGACGUAACAGGUGGCCAGGACCACACGUUUGGCUUUGGAAGCGGUCACGUUCUUGCCGUGAAUACGUCUAAACAAGGGGCAGAAAUAGGGACAACAGUGACGACAUUCAGCGAAAUACAAGAAGCUAGAGGCAGCGGGUGUACCAGAUUUUGGUAUCAGUUAAGCGGUGGGCACAAGCUGUUCCUCGGCACCAGCCAAGGUGGCACACUAAGACCCGAAGCUACAUUUAGAGAGAGUCCGCUGCUCAGAAGGGGUGUCUGGCAUUCAGCUCAGGUCAACCUAAACUUCAUUACAACACUGCCGUUCGAAUAUUACCUACAAGUUGUAUUGUAUUCAACGGGAGGAGUCGCUGCUGUGGAUGACAUUCAGUUUGGACCAGAUGUGGACCACACGUUCAGUGAGUCGUUUGGAACUUACGUGGUGAUUCAGAAUAACAUCAACACUAUUGAUCCUCCAUCUGCUUUGGUUUCUCCCCUUCUAACAAAAUGCGACGACAUGUGCUUCAGUUUUUGGUCUUACCACGUUGGAACUAUGCCUCAUAUGCUGAAUUUUUUCCUUAGGACAGAUUCAGGAGACAAUGUCAUCGAAUAUUCGGCCACUGCUGAUGUAAAUGGGCAUCAAGUAAGCAGAGGAUGGUCAUUAAAACUGGAGGCAACGCCAUCCGCUCCACAAACCACUAUUGCUGUGGACGAAAUAAGCUUGAUUAAGUGUGGCAAGUCUCCUAUUAGAAGCUACUGUGAAUCUAAAGGGGAGCUUUCUUGCAAAGAGCCUCAGGGUGUUUGCUUCACAACAUCCGAGCUUUGUGACUGGAAUCCAGACUGUCCGGAUGGAUCAGACGAGUUGAACUGCAGCAGUUUUCCAGAGAGGUGCAACUUCGAGAAUGGAAUGUGUAGUUGGACAGAAGAACUUGUUCAAGGCCAUUCACGUUGGCAAGUUAUUAGCAGCACGAACCUGCCGAAUUACGACGGGCCAACCUUCGAUCACACGUUUAGGAAUUCUUCUGGGCAUUUCCUCUUUCUAGAAAAAAAUAACCUUGACAAAAGCCAUGCCAGAUUAAAAAGCGUUCAUUUUGAAAGAACGACGACACAAAAGUGUAGGCUUCGUUACUGGUAUGUUGUUUCCGGGAACGCUAUACUGAUGAUCAACCUGCUAGAUAUACAGUCAAAUGAGCUUCACAAUAUCAAAGAACUCCGGGCAAACAAUACCACACACGGGUGGCAUAAGGUGGAUGCAGCUCUGUCUUGUACAAAUGACUUUCAAGUCGUUCUGGACGGAUGGCCCGAAGGUAGUAUUGCCAUUGAUGAUGUCUCAUUUACAACAGACUGUCUGAUCUCCCAGUCUUCUCUUGUGCCAACAAUUUCACCCGGCAAUACAUGCAACAGUGAAACUGAAUUCACAUGCAAAGACAACAGCUGUGUCUUAAAGGAACUGUUUUGUGAUUUCAAGAGUGAUUGUCCAUUUGGCAGUGAUGAAGCGCAAUGUCCUUCAUCAUGCACUUUUGAGCAAGACGAGUGUGGUUGGGGCAGUCCAAAUUUGCCAAAUAGAGUUGUCUGGCGUUCUUUUACAGCUAUGGAAGCAACAGAGCGAAUAAAAAACAGCCCCGAUUCGGACGUAACGAAAAAUAGCUCUUCCGGUAGUUAUCUUUUGUUCUAUGUGGCUGAUGAUAGUAAUAAAAUAGACAGACCAAUAAAAAUGUUCUCUCCAACUUUCCAACAGUCUACUCCCAAUUGUAAGAUAUCUUUUUAUCAUUGGCUCACAAUUCCUUUAUUACACGUGCGACUGCUAGUUGUGGCUGACGGUUUUGAAGAAAUUUUGCUGUGGGAACGCACGUCAAAGCAAUUGGCUAAAUCUUGGGUUUUAGAGUCCAUUGGAGUUGGGCGUCGAAGCGGCCGCUUUCGUCUCGCUUUCGAAAUUGACUCGCCAUCAAAUGGUGGUGGGCUGCAUUUCGCUGUGGACGAAAUACAUUUUGUGGAUUGCGGCUACCCUAAAAAUGACGAAUUCUCUGGCGUAUCCUGCUCAAAGGAGAAUGCAUUCAAGUGCAAGUUGCGACAAUUCUGCGUCGCUAGCGAAAACACUUGUGAUCUUUACGAUGACUGCGGGGAUGGAAGCGAUGAAGAAGAAUGUAAAAACGAAAGAUUGACGUUCGAUGAUGAACGUACUGGCGUUUUUGCAUAUGAAGAUCCAAACAGAGCAGAUGGCAAUAACUCACUUCAGUUUGUACGAGGACGGUCACUGUUACGAAACAAUGAUGACACGGGCCCGCUUUUCGAUCAUACUACAUUCAACAGCUCUGGUGCAUACAUAGAGUUUGGCGGGGCCUAUCACGGUUUUAACAAGAUUGCUACACUUCAUUCUCUAACCGUACAACCCGGCACAUGUCGCAUGUCUUUCCACUCGUAUAUGUUCAGCCGGCAGGUGAAUUUGUUGAGCCUUUAUUUACGCUAUUACAAAAACAGCAGCAAUUCGCAAAAGGAAAUCUGGCGCCAGGAGGGUCCAAGGGGAGACUUCUGGGAGCGCCAUCAUGUUGACGUGACUCAACAGAAAGACCGACAGCUUGUGUUCGUUGUACGGUCUGGAAAAGGACCAAAAGACGUCAUAGCCCUUGAUGACAUCAGCUUCAGCAAACACUGCAGGUUUACGACGAGGAGUCUCCCAGACAACCCGACUAGUUCUAGCACGUCAACGACAGCCACUCCGAAAUCAGGGCACUGUGAGCAGCAAGAGUUCUCCUGCCUCUCUGACGGCUUAUGCCUGCCUUACGACCAUGUGUGCGACUUCCGAAAGGAUUGCAGUGACGGAAGCGACGAAAGACUUUGUGUACAACCAAGCUGUGACUUCGAGAAGGCUAAUCUUUGCGGGUGGGCCGUCACAAACAAUGCCUCACUCGUGAUUCCGGCUGCUGCCUCUCGACGGUUCACUUCCUAUUUCUUUGAUGACGAAUUCACGUGGAAAGUCAUUCAGGCCAAUGAUAAAUCUGACAAGGCAAACGUCGCCAUGCGGCCUCGAAUCGAUCAUUCGGAAGGAACACAGCAGGGUUGGUACGCUCUCGCUAAUUCGGCGUACGGCGGAAUGACAGACGCCAGCUUGUUGUACUCCCCACAACCACUGUCGUACACGGCGGGCUCCUGCCGGCUCCAGGCAUGGUACUACUGCUCCGACAGCUGUCUCUUGCAGCUGAUGCUCUACGCAUCUAACCUAGGUGUCCACGAAAGGCCUCUCUGGACCGCUUUCCGCACGCGCCCGAGGGAGUGGAUGCAAGUGAAGAUACCAGUUGGAAUCAUUCGGGGCGCUCACCUUGCAUGGCGGGCUUGGAGGGGCAGUAGCGAGAAGCUUGUUCAAGCUCUCGACGACCUUAACUUUGUUGAAUGUGAGCCGCCAACACAGCGAGGUUCUAGUUGUCCCGAAGAUUUGUUCAGAUGCAUCAAGGGCAGCUGGUGCAUAGAAAGAAGUCGGCUUUGCGACCAAGCAUGGGACUGUGAGGAUGGUAGCGACGAGACAAGCGUGGCGUGCUCUUCAGUCAGGAGUAGGUGUUCUUUUGAAGAUGUUCACUGUGAAGAUUGGACAAACGACGUGACUCCAGAGGCCCGCCUUCUGUGGUCGAGAAGGAUCGCUCGUGAGGCGGAGAGCAAGUUACCCCUGACCGACCACUCCACAUCGAGCGGCCAAGGUGCCUAUAUAGCUGUGCACAAUCCAUGGGAACAACCAAUGAAGGAAACCAGUUGUGCACGCUUGGCAUCCUACGUCAUCAGCACAAACCCCAAACUGACCUGUCACGUGCGGUUCUGGUAUAACCUGCCCGAACGAGGUAUCACACUGGAUGUGUACCGCCAGACGAACCUGGGAACCGGUGGGAACGCGCAUGUGUUAACACUGCCAGUGACAGGACAAGAUAUCUGGGAACGCACGGACAUUGAUCUCGGAACCCACGAUCAAGCAUUCAGAGUUGUUAUAGAAGCCGUGUACAGUGUCAACGUGACACAAGGUGUCGCCUUAGACGACAUCACCUUGACCGACGGCUGUAGAAGAGCGGAAAAUGAACUGCCUGGAAAAGUCCCGGCGAAUGAAACAAACCCAAUCCCGGGAUGUGGCCCGGAUCGUAUUCCUUGCAACGACGAGGGCUGCUACUUGCCUGCGCAGCGAUGCGACUUUAUUGCCAACUGCAAAGAUGCCACGGACGAGAAUGACUGCGGAGCAAGCUGCAACUUCGAGAAGGACCUUUGCGGCUGGUUCAGCUCGUUGUCCGAAAAAGAUAAGUGGCAGAGAGCUCGAGAUGACACUGGCGAUCACACCUUAGGAACUAUGAAGGGUCAUUACAUGCGCCCAGACAUGAGCCUUCAGAAAGAUUCUUCUGGUGGACGAGCGCAACUCCAUUCCAAGAUUUUCAGAGAAUCGGGGCCCGAGUGCAACUUCUCCUUCUGGCUCUAUUCAGCCGAGAAGAUAAAUAUGUCUAUUCUCAACGUUUACGUGAAGCAAGCAAGAGUUGCGCCAAAGGUGGAGAACAUUCUCUCGUUAGCCGAGAAGAACAUGGCCCAGGAACUAUGGACGCCCGUUACAAUAAGUCUUGGUAGACGGGUUGAGUUUGGCGUCAUUGUUGAGGCUGUGUGGGGCACAAGUGGUCAUUCAAGUUUCCGCCUUGAUGACUUCCUCUACCAGAAAUGCAGACCAGACCACCAUGCCAGCAGCUGUGCGGAAAGUGAAUGGAUGUGCGCUCAUCUAGCUCAGUGUGUUUUCCAGUUCGAGCGCUGUGACGGGAAGAGAGAUUGCUCAGACGGCAGCGAUGAGCAAGACUGCGUCUAUGGUUUUGGUGACUGCAAUUUCUACGAAGAAGACUGGACAGCGGCAUGCAACUGGACAGUCGACAUCAUUGGCGGCCAACCAUCGUGGAAGCGAGCUAAUGAAUCCCAUUCUGAGGACACAGGCCCUCCUAGCUCACAUCGUGGAACACCUGGAACCUAUUUCCUGCUCGCCAACAGCACCGAGCUGCCACUGGGUUCGGUGGCAGUUGCCCGGACACCCCACUUCCCAGCAAGUGAAAACAAGUGCCACCUCAGGUUCUGGUAUUUCAUGAAAGGUUCGCCAUCUAUGGAGUUUCUCCGGGUGGAGACACAGGGUGCGGGUUCCAGACUGCCCAUGUGGCAAGAGGUCGGACCCCAGGGAUCCCUAUGGGCAUACGCACACGUGGUGGUCGGUCACUCCGAGCCUUUCACGGUCGCCUUCCUUGCUCAGCGCGGAGGUGACGCGCUCACCGAUAUCGCAAUCGACGAAGUGACCUUUACACCCUCUUGCCAGGAAGGAGGUACUGCUGAUACCAGGAAACACCGAUCACUGUGCAGCCGAGACGAGUUUUUGUGUGCGGACAGAAGAAUGUGCUUGCCUCGAAGUUUCGUCUGCGAUUGCGAGAACGACUGCGAAGAUGGCAGUGAUGAAACCGAUUGUGGAAUGACAUGCACAUCAGGAGGAACAACAGUUAGUGGGAAAGCAACUGGUCGCCCACUUUCCCCUGGCGCUUGGUCUGUGCCCACAACACCACGCUCACUUUGCGUCUUUCCCGGCGAAUUCAGUUGUGGUAGCAGCAAUAGUUCCUGUAUUCCUGGUCUGCUCCUGUGUGACGGAGUACCUGACUGUCCCAACGCAGAGGACGAGAAGCAGUGUGAUGGCAGAGACACUUGCCCGGAGAACUACUACUACUGUCGUGACCCUUCGUCUUGUCUACACCAAUCCAAGCUUUGCGACGGCCGAGCCGAUUGCAGCGAUGGAUCAGAUGAAUCUAUUUGCUCUGCCUGCCCUGACUACUUUUGUCGCAACGGUGGCAGCUGCAAGUUGGAACGAGGAACAGGUGCUCCACAGUGCGCCUGCCCAGACAUCUUCGGGGGAAACCGUUGCGACCGACAGCUAACCGUGGGACCUACGUCUCCACUGCAGCAGACACACAUUGCUGGGUGGUCCUACGGAACCCCUGUUAUCGUUGUUUUUGUGAUUGCUUUUGUCAUCGUGGCCCUCGUUCUGUGGAGAAGGAGAGUAUCAACUAGAGAGGAGACUGAACCCGUGACAAUCAACAACCCAACGUACGGGCUGCAACUUGAUGAAGGAGACACCAAUACCUUGGCAGGCAAUCCCCUUCAUAGUGACUGUUGAAUGGCGGUUGUGGCUGACAAUGGUGCUUCAGAAGAGCAUAUAUAAGGUAUAUCCAAAAGAUGGAAUAAAACGUAUCUCAAGAAU
Rhipicephalus microplus (southern cattle tick) is the source of this 11913-nucleotide messenger RNA. RefSeq names its product MAM and LDL-receptor class A domain-containing protein 2. Lineage: Eukaryota; Metazoa; Arthropoda; Arachnida; Ixodida; Ixodidae. Gene Ontology annotation, cellular component: membrane. The record is from RefSeq and is a predicted model, not a curated record. Gene Ontology annotation, molecular function: protein binding.